GCAGUACCUAAAUAUUAAUACACAGUUAUGGCGGAUUCAAAGAUUGGAGUGGACGUAUUUCAUGACAUGGGUGACGAAAAAGCCGAUUUAAAGGAGCAAGUCCACCUUGAAGAAACAUUCUAUAUUUUAUCCAAGAAGAAAUCCGUUUUUCGUGUGCGUCUAACAUCAAAAGGUUUAUCUUUAAUAAAAGAAACCGACGAUAGUUCUAAAGAACAAACAAUAUUGUUACGCGAUAUCAUCGGUAGUAAAUGUAUGAGAAGUAAAAGACGUCGUGUUGGUGGAGGAUCAUGCGUGUGUACUUCACUCGUUGGACAUCAACAGCUUAAAGUUGUGGAUGAAAACAGCGGUGACCUUGAUGAGAACGAUAUCAGUGCCUAUCUGUAUAUUUAUGCCUACGUAUUGAAACAGAGCCGACGUACACUAAAACGGGAGAGAACAACGAUAACAUUGAGGUUCCGAUCAUACGAUAAAUAUGAAGAUAACAAUAAAGAAGCACAGAAAUGGAGAACCACAAUUAAGUGUUUACUCGCGAACGAGCCUAUCAGCAGUGUUCCUCCGGUGAACGAAAAGAAACUGUUAGUCUUGUUAAAUCCGAAGUCGGGGCCAGGAAAAGCGAGGGAGUUGUUUCAAAUGAAAGUGGCUCCGAUAUUACAGGAGGCUGAAGUCCCGUACGAUCUCCAUGUAACGAAGUAUGCAAAUUACGCGAGGGAGUUUGUUCGUACGAGAAAUGUGUAUAAUUGGCGCGGUAUUGUGGCGGUUGGUGGUGAUGGAGUGUUGUUUGAGGUUCUAAAUGGAUUGUUUGAGCGACUCGACUGGCAGCAGGCAUUUGCUGAAGUGCCCCUUGCCGUGUUACCAUGUGGAUCUGGAAAUGGACUGGCGAGAACUAUUUGCCACCAUUACAAUGAGCCGUUUUUUCAUCAAAACAUGGUUGGACUCUCGAUAGCACUCACAAGAGGCAAAACGGCGCCAAUCGAUGUCGUCAGAGUAGAAACAAAAAGUAAAAUAAUGUUUUCCUUGCUAUCAGUCGGCUGGGGCUUGCUGUCAGAUAUCGAUAUUGAAAGUGAAAGAUUACGAGCAAUCGGCGGUCAAAGGUUCACUCUGUGGGCUCUCGCGAGAACCGUCGGUUUGAGGAGGUACAAAGGUGUCCUGAGCUACGCUCUAAUCAAGGAUGUCAGUAAUUUGCCUAAAGCGAAACACACGAUCACCCUAAGUCAUAGCGUCAGCCAGGACGGCUCUCUCGACUCCCCCGAAACGGAAGCGUUUUUCGACUGCGACGAGCAAUCGGACGUGUUUACGAGCACGGUGACUGGAAAUAAACAUCAGCGAGUAGAUUCGUGGUACUCGGUGAAUUCAAGAAGGAGUGCGUUCUACAGUACGCGUGGCUCGGAGUACCACAGCGUCACUAGUGGCGGCUCAGAGAUGCGGUCCCCGGUGCAUGCUUGUAUGCACGGCCCAGCUCCCCACUUGCCCUCUCUUAUGUCCCAGUUACCUUCUCACUGGGUGCAUGAAGAAGGCGAGUUCGUAAUGGUUCACGUUUCUUAUCAGUCCUAUAUCGGUGAAGACUUAUUAUUCGCCCCGCGCUCCGAGCUAUCCGAUGGAGUCAUGUGGAUGCUUAUCAUCAAAGCGGGUAUUUCCAGAUCUCAAAUAUUCUCAUUCCUUGUAACGAUAUCGCAGGGAAAUAUAUCGGAAGUUAAUAAUGAGUACAUUAAAUUGAUUCCCGUCAGUGCGUUCAGGAUAGUGCCCGAAGGUCAAACGGGUUACAUCACAGUUGACGGUGAACUCGUUGAAUACGGGCCGAUUCAGGCUGAAAUUUUUCCAAAUAUAGUUAAUUUUCUCACGCCUGAUACGAAAUAACGUAUGGUGGAUAGGUAAUCAAUUUUAGAUAAUGUGUCUCUCCGAACUAUGUCAGCCACGUGUAAUGUUAACCGAGCCGACUUAGUCAUUGUGCAAUAUAAUUAUGCGUUUGAUAUAGACACGAUACACCUGUAAGGUUGUGCCAGAAAUUAUAUCAAUGUGUGAGGGUUAUUCAAAUCGAUGUUGUUUAAUCGCAUUUGUAUUUAAUUUUACGUUAAGUCGGUAUAAGUGGAUUGGUUAAAUAGCUAAAUUGUGAUAUUUUAAUGUAAACAUAUUGUUUCUUUUAAGUAAGUCUGUUUAAAGACUCGAUGUUGCAGUGAAUAGUGCCAAAUCGUGAGGCACUCUAAAAUCUUAUCAAUUAUCGGAAUA
Molecule: messenger RNA, 2223 nt
Organism: Colias croceus (clouded yellow)
Lineage: Eukaryota; Metazoa; Arthropoda; Insecta; Lepidoptera; Pieridae
Product: sphingosine kinase 1-like
Exons: 3
Coding region: 28-1854 (608 amino acids)
Biological process (GO): sphingosine biosynthetic process
Cellular component (GO): intracellular membrane-bounded organelle; cytoplasm; membrane
Source: RefSeq, a predicted model, not a curated record